Molecule: messenger RNA, 1440 nt
Organism: Thalassophryne amazonica
Lineage: Eukaryota; Metazoa; Chordata; Actinopteri; Batrachoidiformes; Batrachoididae
Product: heterogeneous nuclear ribonucleoprotein A1-like
Exons: 11
Coding region: 124-1149 (341 amino acids)
Molecular function (GO): RNA binding
Source: RefSeq, a predicted model, not a curated record
UGGCUUUGGAAAUGGGCGUAUCUUAUUCUAUUUAUUCGGCCGCUGUAACGGGGCAGUCUUUUCUCUGGUGGUGACCAAAGCGUGUUCGUUUUCUGUAUUUCUGAGGGCGUUUAUUCCCGCAAGAUGUCGAAAGAUAUACCACGUGAGCCAGAGCAGCUUCGCAAACUAUUCAUCGGCGGGUUGAGUUUCGAGACUACAGAUGAAAGUCUGCGGGCCCAUUUUGAAGAAUGGGGCAGCCUCACAGACUGUGUGGUCAUGAGGGAUUCAGCUACCAAAAGAUCCAGGGGCUUUGGUUUCGUCACGUAUUCAUCAGUUAAGGAAGUUGAUGAAGCCAUGUUGGCACGUCCCCACAAGGUUGAUGGAAGAGUCGUUGAACCUAAGCGUGCGGUUUCUCGAGAGGAUUCCAACAAGCCAGGUGCCCAUGUAACAGUGAAAAAGAUAUUUGUUGGUGGGAUCAAAGAAGAUACCGAAGAGUCACACCUACGAGACUACUUUCAACAGUUUGGAAAGAUUGAGGUCAUCGAUAUUCUGACUGACCGUAGUACCGGAAAAAAGAGGGGCUUUGCUUUUGUAACGUUUGAUGACCAUGAUUCAGUGGACAGGAUUGUCAUCCAGAAAUACCACACAAUUAAUGGUCACAACUGUGAGGUUAGGAAGGCCCUGUCAAAACAGGAAAUGCAGUCUGCAGGAAUGUCAAUGAGAGGUAGUAGGAACAGUGGAAGGCCAUAUGAUGAUGAUAGAGGCUUCAACCAAGGUGGCAGGGGUGGAAGAUAUGGAGGUGGACCUUACAAUUGCAAUUUUGGUGGCGAUGGUGGUGGCUAUGGUGGCGGUCCCAGCAGUCCUGGAUACAACAGUGGAGGUGGAAAUCGUGGGUAUAACCAGGGUUACAACCAGGGAGGUGGUGGAGGUGGAGGCUAUGGCGGAAUGAAUUAUGACAGCAAUGGCUAUGGCAACUGUGGUGGUGGUGGUGGUGGUGGCGGCGGCAGCAGUGGUGGUGGCAAUAACUACAAUAAUAUGGGUCACUACGACUCCCAACCCUCCAACUAUGGUCCAAUGAAAAACUUUGGGGGAGGUGGAGGUGGUGGUGGAGGCAGGAACUUUGGAUAUGGUAGUGGCACAAGCAGCAACAACUACGGACGCAGAUUUUGAAAUAAGUGGACUGAGUACUUAGAGGAGAGCAAGGAGAGGAGAGCGAAGUGACAGGGCAGCUGCAGGUUUACCUCCUAAAUCUGCUCAGCCAAACAGUUGUGGCAGGUUACAGCUGCUUCAUGAAGAGAUGUACAGUAGAUAAUCAUGAAGGAGUUUUCAUUUACACGUGUUUGAGUGAAUUUGUUUCUGGAACGCAAGCAUUCCAAUGAGGUUUUAUGUAGUUUGUUUUUAAUUUGUAACUGCACUCAUUCAAGCUGAAAUAAAACCAUGCUUCAGUUUUUUUUUUCUUAA